Molecule: messenger RNA, 842 nt
Organism: Paralichthys olivaceus (Japanese flounder)
Lineage: Eukaryota; Metazoa; Chordata; Actinopteri; Pleuronectiformes; Paralichthyidae
Source: RefSeq, a predicted model, not a curated record
CCGUGUGGUUGGAAGGAACUAGCAUCCGCAUAGCGUGCUGUGCCAUCUGGGUGGUCGCCACCGUGUGGUCCAGCUUCCCCCUCUUUGGCUGGGGCGAGUACGUUCCCGAGCCUUAUGGACUGUCCUGCACCAUUGCCUGGAGGGGUUAUCACACCUCGGCAAAGGACGCCUUCUACGUCAUCUGCUCCUUCGCCUGCUUCACGCUGGUCCCUGUGGUCCUCAUCGUGGUGUCCCAGUGUCAGAUCCUCUACAAGGUGUCCAGCUUCGCCUACUCGCUGUCUGCCAGAGGCAUCCGCAACAACCUGCGGCAAACUGAAAAACGGCUCUCCAUGAUGUUUUUCUGCAUCAGCCUGGGUUUUGUAAUCGCCUGGGCUCCGUACGCCAUUGUGUCCUUCCUCUUCAUUUUCCACAAGGACCACAGGUACAUGGCUCCUGAGGGUUUCGUUUUCCCGGCCCUCUUCGCCAAAAGCUCCCACAUCUACAACCCCUUCAUCUACUUCUACUUCAACAAGACCUUUCAGCGGGAGCUGCGCUGUCUGCUCCUCUCACUCUGCCCUAAGCUCGGGGGGAACCGAGUGGGGGUCCACAACAGUGCGGGCCAUCAAGCCCCAAUCCCCAUCCACAUUCAGCUCCAGGAACGGGGCCGCAUCCAAAAGAGGAACUUUGGCUUGUCUCAGGACAGAACUCACAGUAAGACCAAGAGCAAAGACAAACUGACGUACGCCAGUGGCAACCAUUUCCACCAUCAGCCAGUGUAUGUCUGCUGGGCGUCCACAUCGAAAACCACCCCCAUUCACUUGGACAAUAAACUUGACAAAGACUGCCUACCUGUCUCUAUAUGA